AUGCUUGAGCGAAUUUUACACCUGAAACCAGCCAUUGCUGCAACCUUACUCAAAUUUCCUUCUGUGGGAAUUGAAUUUUCCGUCCAAGAUUGGAGCCUCUAUGAAAAAGUGGUGAGGAUUUUAAGUGUUUUUGAGGAGGCAACAAAAAUGUUGUCAGGUAGUGAUUCUUGUAUCAGUUCCUGCAUUCCAAUUGUGACAACAAUAAUUAAAGCUUUGGAAACAACCUCCGGCGAUGUCAGUGUUCAGAAAUUGAAAAUAGCUAUGAAAAAUGCAAUGGAAAAACGUUUUUCAGCAAUUGAAAAAACAGAACAUUAUUCAGUUGCUACUUUACUUAAUCCAAAAUACAAAUGGUAUUUUUUCCGAUCUCAAGCUGCUUUGCAAAAUGCCAAACACAUUGUCAUGUCCCAAAUGGAGAAUUUUGAACCUCUUGAAGAUGAAUUGGCUCCUGUUACUCAAAUUCCAUCUGGUGACAAUGAAAAAAACACGGCAUUCUUGCACAUAAUGUCAAAAAUUAUUGCACAGUCUCAAACAGGACCAAAUGAGCAUUCAUCUUCCAAAAUGACGAGGGAAGUGUUGAAGGAUUUUUUGUAUUGUCCAAUGGCUUCUCAUUGCCUAGAAUUUUGGAAAAACUAUGAAAAAAAUGCGACUAGCAAAAUCAAGUUAGCAUUGACUAAGGUGGCAAAAAAGUACCUCACACCACCCCCAACAUCCACAGAUGUUGAAAGAUUGUUUUCUACGGCUGGAGAUAUUCUAUCUAACGAAAGAAACAGACUCCUUCCAGAAAAUUUGGAAAAACUCCUUUUUUGUCGAGAAAAUUUUGCAGUUGUUGGAUUCUGCUAUUAA
Molecule: messenger RNA, 843 nt
Organism: Hydra vulgaris (swiftwater hydra)
Lineage: Eukaryota; Metazoa; Cnidaria; Hydrozoa; Anthoathecata; Hydridae
Product: E3 SUMO-protein ligase ZBED1-like
Molecular function (GO): protein dimerization activity
Source: RefSeq, a predicted model, not a curated record